CUGAACUCGGUUAAAGUCCACUGCCAGAACGAAGCCGUCUACCAGUACCACGUUACCUUCAGCCCCGAGGUGGAGUGCAGGAGCGCCCGCUUUGCCAUGCUGAAGCAGCACCGGGCGGUGGUGGGGGACGUCACCGCGUUCGACGGCUCCAUCCUUUACCUGCCCAUCCUGCUUCCCCAGCCGGUCAGUCUGAAGGCUCAGAGGAGGAGCGACGGGGAGGAGAUCACCAUCACCAUCCAGAUGACCAAGGUCCUCGAGCCCAGCUCGGAUCUCUGCAUCCCCUUUUACAACGUGGUUUUCCGGAGGGUGAUGAGAAUCUUGGAUAUGGAGCUUGUGGGGAGAAAUUUCUUUGAACCUGCCCAGGCCAACGUAUUGCAGCAUUACAGGCUGCAGAUUUGGCCGGGUUACUCUGUCAGCAUUCGGAAGAAGGACGGCGGCCUCUUCCUCCUGAUCGACUCCGUUCACAAAGUUGUCCGCAGCGAAUCUGUCCUGGAUUUCAUGCACAGCAUCUACAAGCAAAGUGUCAGCAGCUUCCAGGACGAGUGCACCAAGGAGCUGGUGGGCAGCGUGGUGAUCACCCGCUACAACAACCGCACCUACCGCAUCGACGACAUCGACUGGAACAAGACCCCCAGGGACAGUUUCACCCUGGCCAGCGGCAAGGCGGUCACUUUUGUGGACUACUACAGCAAAAACUACGGGAUCACCAUCAGGGAGCUGGAUCAGCCGCUGCUCAUCCACAGGCCCAAGGAAAAACAGAUGCCGGAGGGGAAGCGUCAGCUGGACGUGGUGCUGCUCAUCCCAGAGCUCACCUUUGUGACCGGGCUCCCCGACAUAAGGAAGAACAGCCGGAUGGUGAAGGAGAUGAUGCGGGAGACGGUGCAGAGCCCCAAGCAGCACUACGCGCGCCUCACCAGCCUCCUGCGCCGCAUCCACAAGAACCCCGAGGCCUCAGGGGAGCUGAUGCGCUGGGGGCUCAGGCUGGACCCCGACAUCCACAAGACCCAGGGCCACAUCCUGCCCACGGAGAGGAUCAACCUGCGGCACAGCUCCUUCCUCCCCGCCGAGGACCUGAGCUGGAACAAGGAGGUGACGCGAGAGGCCUCCAUCUCCACGGUCGCCAUGAAUUACUGGCUGCUGGUUUACCCCGGGCGCCUGCAGAAUCUGGUGAAGGACCUGGUGGCCACCAUGGAGAGCGUCUGCGGCCCCAGCGGCAUGCACGUCAGCCGGCCCGCCUUGGUGGAGCUGAAGGACGAGCGCAUCGAGACCUACGCCAGGACCAUCCGAAGAGUUUUGGGGAGCGAGGUGCAGCUGCUGCUCUGCAUCAUCUCCAGCAACCGGGAGGAUCUGUACGGGGCCAUCAAGAAGCUGUGCUGCGUGCAGUCCCCAGUGCCCUCCCAGGUCAUCAACGCGCAGACCCUGAUGGGGCAGGGGGGCAAGAUGAAGAGCGUGGUGCAGAAGGUGCUGCUGCAGAUGAACUGCAAGCUGGGCGGCGAGCUCUGGGGGGUCGACAUCCCACUGAAGCAGCUCAUGGUCGUCGGCGUGGACGUCUACCACAGCCGCAGCAAGGGGAUGCGCUCCGUCAUCGGCUUCGUGGCCAGCAUGAACAACGUCCUCACCAAGUGGUACUCCAGGGUGGUCUUCCAGAUGCCGCACCAGGAGAUCACCGACAGCCUGCGGCUCUGCCUGACUGAAGCCCUGCAGCACUUCCACGAGAUGAACCACUACUUGCCCGUGAAGAUCGCCGUGUACCGGGACGGCGUUUCGGACGGGCAGCUGGACAUGGUGCUCAAGUACGAGAUCCCGCAGAUGCAGAAGUGCUUCGACACCUUCGAGAACUACCACCCCAGCGUGGUGGUGGUGGUGGUGCAGAAGCAGAUCAGCACCAACUUCUACACCGUCGAGGCCGAGCAAUUCGCGUCCCCUCCUCCCGGAACGGUCAUCGACCACACGGUCACCAGCUCCGACCGGCAGGACUUCUUCUUGCUGGCCCAUUGCUCUCGCCAGGGCUGCAGCAUCCCCACGCGCUACAUCUGCGUCCUCAACACGGCCAACCUCAGCUACGAGCACCUGGAGAGGUUGACUUUCAAGCUGUGUCACCUGUACUGGAACUGGCCAGGCACCGUCCGCGUCCCUGCACCCUGCAAAUACGCCCACAAAUUGGCUUUCCUCUCCGGGCAGGUCCUGCACCACGAGCCCAGCGCCCAGCUCCGUGACAAGCUCUUCUUCCUAUAG
Molecule: messenger RNA, 2235 nt
Organism: Mesitornis unicolor (brown roatelo)
Lineage: Eukaryota; Metazoa; Chordata; Aves; Mesitornithiformes; Mesitornithidae
Gene: PIWIL2
Product: piwi-like RNA-mediated gene silencing 2
Exons: 18
Biological process (GO): regulatory ncRNA-mediated gene silencing
Cellular component (GO): P granule
Molecular function (GO): protein binding; piRNA binding
Source: RefSeq, a predicted model, not a curated record